CAAUUCCCAACUCAAGUUCUAAAGCCCUAACCAGAAAGAUUCUCGUUGAACGGAGCAAAACCCUAAUUUUAUCCGAGGAUCACAAGCGGAGGAAUCGCCAUGACAAACAGCUCGUCGCCGAAAAAAAACGAGCAAGAUCAGCCCGAAACCAGUGGCCCUGUACUCAAAUCCCUGAAAACCAAGCUCAGCAAGCCUGAAGACGCAGAAAAGAAGAUUUUGAGCAAGAAGUUCAAGGAUGUUGAGAUAAGUGUUCCAAUCGUUUAUGGCAAUAUAGCAUUCUGGCUUGGUAAAAAAGCAAAUGAGUAUCAAUCUCACAAGUGGACAGUCUAUGUACGAGGGGCUACAAAUGAGGACACCAGAAGAGUGAUAAAGAAGGUUGUUUUCCAGCUUCACUCUAGCUUCAACAAUCCAACAAGAGUUGUUGAAUCGCCGCCUUUUGAGCUAUCAGAGCAAGGAUGGGGAGAAUUUGAGAUAGCUAUAACACUUCACUUCCACAGUGAUGUUUGUGAGAAGCCUCUAAGCUUAUAUCAUCAAUUGAAGUUGUACCCAGAAGAUGAGUCUACUUCCUUGUCAAUCAAGAAGCCAGUUGUAGUAGAAUCCUACGAUGAGAUUGUUUUCCCUGAGCCUUCAGAGAGCUUUUUAGCUCGGGUGCAGAAUCAUCCUGCUGUGAACGUGCCUAGAUUGCCUGUUGGUUUAACUUUCCCUACUCCUGUUGAAGACCCAAGUGAAAGGAAGAGAGGCGACACUAAGGACCAUCCGUUAAGCCAAUGGUUCACGAAUUUUUCUGAAGCAGAUGAGCUAUUACAACUUGCUGCAGCUCGCCAACAGGUGCAAACUCAUAUUGCAAAACUCAGACGACAGAUAACCGUGAUUGAAGGGCAGCAGCAACAGUUGAAACCUUCUUCCGACCAGUAAUUCACCAUAUAUGCGCAGAAAUAUGCAAUCCUAUAAGCUAAUAUGCAUUGUUUCCCCAGCAAAGAGUUAGGAGUUUUGCAGCAGAAUAGUUGGACCAGUAAGCUAAUGUAUUAUCGAGCUUUGUCAUUCACCUGCUACCUCUUUUGUCCUUAAGUUCUUACCAGCUCACGUCUGGUCCUCUGCCUGGAAUCUAUGGAUAAUUAUAAAUGUCGUUCUGUACAGUAAGAAAGAGCAGCAAUGUGCAAUGUAUCAUGUCAUCAUUAAUAGAAAAUAUUGAAUUCACUGCAGCUCCUGUAACUGCUUAGUUGUAUUUCUAGAUCGUGUUUUGACACAUGGAUCCUUGACGUUGAUGUUACACCUUGGACUUGGC
This is a messenger RNA of Linum tenue, 1285 nucleotides long. The record is from the annotation of a GenBank genome assembly. Lineage: Eukaryota; Viridiplantae; Streptophyta; Magnoliopsida; Malpighiales; Linaceae.